ACAGAUGCGAGGACCAUCUGUAAUUUUCAUUCUGUUUGUUUCUACCGUAAGCCACGAUUUUGGUGUACACACUGCGAUUACUGUAAGUGCACGUACAAGACUAAACUUAGUGAGCCGUCGUAAUAUGUUGAAUUUACAGACAUGCGUUGUGAUCACUGUGUUCAACAACAGACAUAUUAAAAGUGAUUGAAGUGACUACAGUAUACAUCAGAUCCUUGUUUGGUACAAUUUGGAGCAGCCGUCAAGUGUCUCUCUGAAAAGACUGAAGGUGUGGGAGAGAGAGAGAGAGAGAUCGAGUGCGUAUAAGAGUAACAGUGAUGUCAAUUGUGACAUCCUGUUGUACGGAGAAGCCUGAUUGCCAAAUAAGUUCCAGUCCUACAACUGAAUACGCAGCCGUUUAGACUUUGUGACAGAAAGACAAUAAGUUGGCGAGGGUGGAGGGAGAUAUAGAAUGGAUCCUUAAAUCACUAUGCAUUUCUGAUUUUGUCAAUUUCCACGCCUUCGUUCGGACUGAUAUGCUCCACUUUCUUCUAUUUUUUUGGAACAGGCGAUUAACAGAGAUAAUAUCAUGGACUUGGGGAUGGGCGGCGAGAAGGGCAGUGGAGAAGUCCAAUACGGCUCUGGUUUCCAGUCUGGUCGAAGCGGGCAAACCGUCACCUACCUGGGCAAAUUUGCAUUUGACACCCCUCCAUCCGGCAGCAUCGGAGGCUCCGGCUGGUGUCCCGACAACAACAUCAUCAGUCUGGUGAGUGCGGGAAUCCUGGGGGUGUCACCGUCACCUGGCAACAUCACCACCCAGACGUCUUCAUCAAGCGGCAGCAUGGGUGGCCAGUCGUCAGACAUGGAGCAAGUAUACGCACCACCCCUUCCUGCCUACUCCACCUGUGGCGAGAUAUACCCAGAACAGGUGACGUUCCACCACAGCCCGGCCACGUCCUCGUCUCUUCCCUACCCGGGCUCUGACUACCACACAACCUCCAAACCAGGCAUGGACGGAAGUCUCUUUUCCAUGAUCCCAGACUACAACCUCUUCCAUCACCAGGGGGACGUAGGGGUGAUGGAGCAUAAACCCUUCCAAACCAUGGACCCUAUUAGAGUCAACCCACCUCCCAUAACUCCCCUCGAGACCAUUCGAGCCUUUAAGGAUAAGCAACAGAUCCAUCCCAGCUUUCUCGGUGGGCAACAGCACGUUUCCCAACAUCAUCAACCCUCUCAGACACUCGCCCUCAAACCCAUUCGUCCAAGAAAGUACCCCAACCGGCCGAGCAAAACUCCCGUACACGAGCGACCGCACGCCUGUCCGGCGGAGAACUGCGACCGUCGCUUUUCGCGUUCAGAUGAAUUGACGCGUCACCUGCGCAUCCACACGGGACACAAACCCUUCCAGUGCCGCAUCUGCAUGCGGUCCUUCAGUCGCAGCGACCAUCUAACCACGCACAUCCGCACACACACCGGCGAGAAGCCCUUCUCUUGCGAGUUCUGCGGACGCAAGUUUGCGCGGAGCGACGAGCGAAAGAGGCACGCCAAGGUGCACCUGAAACAGAAAGACAAGAAACCCACGGACAAGGGCAGUAGUGCUGGGGCAGGGGGGAGCCACACCUCUCCUCCCAGCUCCUGUGGGAGCGCGGGACCCAGCAGUGCCAAUAUCAUGACCGUCACCACUUGUGCAUGAGAUGGACUUGCAAAGUAAGACUUUAAGGAGAAAAAAAGAAGCUUUCUUUCUCCUCUUAUAUACACACUUGACUCUUAUACUGGCUCCCUCUCACUAUAUCCAUCCGUUUCCUACGGUUUUCAUUGAUUGCGGUGGCACUUUUCUGUAGCCACUAUUGUUUUAGGUGAAAUGAGUGGGGAGUAAGUGGACUUAUGUUGCAUGGAUGGGACGGAGAGGGCGUCAAAGACGAUGGUUCAAGCAGUCAGGUCAAUCCCCAGAAAGAGCACUUGCAGACACAGCGCAGUCAUAAGGGUUCAACUCUCAGCUCUGGGGACCAGAGAUUUAAGUCUUUUUUCCCCCACCUUGUAUUUUGGUUUGUCAGUGAGUUGUCAGAUAAAAAGUGCACUUUCAUUUGCUUAAUGUGUUGCAGUCUUUUAAAUGAUUGUUAAUUAUUUAAUGUUUCUGUGUUGUUGUUGUUUUUCAGCAAAAUGUGCCAAAUGCAUUUAAAUACAGCAGACAAUAAAAAAAACAUAUAUAUUGUUUGUAUUAACCUAAUAACUUGAUUUCAAACGUUGAUUUGGGGAAAACCUACAAGCUCUGAAGGCUCAAGGAGAUUGAGUUCAGGUGGACAUUAAAGGUCUGUUGCAUAAUGCAGUUGCGUUCUUUUACUAUUUCCAAAUCCCUUAUAUACAAGUGAGGGAUGCAGAUGGCAUUUGUUAUCCGCAACGGACUUUCAGUGCAAUAAAAAAUGAAAAACAACAACAACGACGACAAUAAAAUACAGUCUGGCUCACUCUCACAAGUUUGCUUUCUACAGUAGGGAUUGAAAUUAAGACACAGUUGUGGCCUUUACCGGUUUCGCUUCUUUUAGUGCGCAUAAGGGCCAAACCUGCAGUUGUGCAUACCUACUUCUGGUAGAGUGAGAUACGGUGAUCCGAUCCAAAUAUUUUGCCUUUCUGCUGCCUGUAUCCCUGCAUGCAUCUAGUAUCACGUCUUUGCUAGUACUAAAAAGAUUACAUCAGUCAUGACUGAAGACCCACAGCAAUAUGCAUCCAGUUCAAACCAUGUGUCAACAAGAGUUACUAUUUUCUUUGUGUGACAAUUGUCCUUUUGUUGUCUUUAUUGUCAUUUGUUUUACUGGACAGUUGCAUUUCCAGCUUUCAUCAUCCAAUAAUUUUCAUUGGGUCCCUUUUUAUGCACAUUAUAUAUUCAGCACGCAUUUUAACACACAUGUACACACGGUUUUCAAAAAUUAAAUCAGCCAAAAUUAUGGUAAUGCUUGCCUGCGAGCAUCACCGCUGGGCAGGAAUGAUCUUAGGAGUCAUUGUUUUGCAUUUUUACUGCCUGCUAUAUGCAUGCCAUUCAAGAUGUUUUUGGAUGGGAACGGUUUCAACAUUUAUACUGCUCUCAGGGGCAGCACCGUAAUGUGGUAUAUCUCCACGGUUCCUCUUAUCCGGAUCAUGCCUAGAGAUUCUGAAUAUUAAUGACGAGAACGAGAGGGGGUUUUGUACAGAUAAUUAUACAAACAUAUUACUACAUGUUUUCUACUUGGAAUGUACAAAGCAAUGUCCUUCAGUAUUACGAUGUUGGUCCGUGCACGUGUGUGUGUGUGUGCAUUUGUACACGUGUAUGCUAAUGCAUACGCAAACACCCGCAUACUUAGAUUUUACAUUGACUGAAUGUGGAAAAGAAGGGUGUGUUUACAUUUCUGUUUCCUUUCUUUCUUUCUUCUGUUUUUGAGAUCGUGAUUGUGUACACAGUGCAGAAUGUUUUGUAAGUGUGUGUGCGUGUGUGUGCGCAAGAAAAUGUGACUAUUGACAGUGUCAAAUGUGAUGCAUUCUCCGGGAUUUCUCAAAUAUGAUCUGUUAUUAGCGCAAUUUUGCAAAUGAUGACUUGCGGACACACUGAAUGAUGUGUUUAAUAAAUGAAUAAACAGUAAGAUUAUUUGGUGAAAAACUCCAAGCAAAAA
This is a messenger RNA of Carassius gibelio (silver crucian carp), 3620 nucleotides long. It is a transcript of the gene egr3, whose product is annotated as early growth response 3. The transcript is spliced from 2 exons. The record is from RefSeq and is a predicted model, not a curated record. Gene Ontology annotation, biological process: regulation of transcription by RNA polymerase II. Bases 569 to 1672 code for a protein of 367 amino acids. Gene Ontology annotation, molecular function: RNA polymerase II cis-regulatory region sequence-specific DNA binding; DNA-binding transcription factor activity, RNA polymerase II-specific. NCBI's taxonomy places the organism in Eukaryota, Metazoa, Chordata, Actinopteri, Cypriniformes, Cyprinidae.